AUGUCUUCCUCAAGUGUUUGUCAAGGGUUUCGAUCAUGUCUGGAGCCCUGGCCAGUUGAACCACAAAUUCUAAGGCUCAAAUUGGCUCCACCAGCGUCCCUCUCACUCUCUGAAUCCCAAGAGAAAUCCAGCACGAACGAUGAAAUUUCCACGAGAAUGGACAACAAUGCUGACAAGGGUGGAUGGAGUUUUCUUCUGCCUCUCAAGAAAACUGAGGAUCCUCAAUCUCAAAACGUCUAUGUCCAUCCUGCUGUGAAACACUCCUCCUCCAAGCUCACUGGAAAGAGCUUGGAAAUGUGCACAGAAAGUCUAGGUUGCGAGACUGGUAGUGAUAAUGCCAGUGGAAACUUGGACGAAUUUUCCUUCCUUUCAUCAGAAAAUAGCACCACUUGUUUCUCAAGACAAACCUCAGAACCCUGUAGAAGUUACUCUAUGUCCAGAAGAAUGAAACGUUCAAACAGCUUCCCACCUCCUCUGACUUCUAUUACAGAUUUGGGUGGGGUUCAAGUGAGGUCUCAUCGUGAAGAUGGUAGGCUAAUCUUGGAAGCUGUAACUACCCCUUCUGUUCAGCCUUGUUUUCGAGCACAGCGGAGUAAUGGCAGGCUCACUCUUACCAUGUUUCAGACAUUCCUUUCUGGUGAUGAUGAAGAAGAAAAAUUCCCUGUUAGGAUUUCAGUGGUUAUUUAUGAUUGGAAGAUUGGUGCUUGGAGUCUCAGAAUGUCCUAA
Neltuma alba is the source of this 726-nucleotide messenger RNA. Its product is annotated as protein FANTASTIC FOUR 1-like. The transcript is spliced from 2 exons. The coding region runs from base 1 to 726 and encodes 241 amino acids. Lineage: Eukaryota; Viridiplantae; Streptophyta; Magnoliopsida; Fabales; Fabaceae. The record is from RefSeq and is a predicted model, not a curated record.